UGCCGAGGGAGGGAGCGAGCGAGAGAGAGAAAGAGAGAGAGAAAGAGAGAGGGAGAGGGAGAGAUCGGGCAAACUUUGCGUGAUUGUGGUUGAGACGCUUUCACCUUGGCAAUACCACCGAACAUACCUUCGCUUAAAUUCCCAGCAUCCGCUGGUGACGGACAGCGGCGGAGGAAUCCCCCCUCAGGAGAGACAGGGGCUGCAUCCCCUGAAGCCGUUCAUGCCGGAUAAAGUUUAUGGGCAGCGUGGUAGAGGAGAGAGGAUACAGACCCGGCUGCGAACCUUUCGGUAAACUUAUUGGGAAGUCGCUCUUGUCGCAACCAACUGAAAUGGGCACCUUGCGCGACCUCCAGUACGCGCUUCAGGAGAAGAUUGAGGAGCUGCGUCAAAGGGACGCGCUCAUCGACGAGCUGGAACUGGAGCUCGACCAGAAAGACGAGCUCAUACAGAAACUACAGAACGAGCUGGACAAAUACCGCUCCGUUAUCAAACCGGCAACCCAGCAGGUCCACAAGCAGAGUGAGCUGCACGAGCAGCAGCGGACAAAGAGGCAGGCGAUUUCGGCCGAACCCACCGCCUUCGACAUCCAGGAUCUUAGCCAUGUCACCCUACCUUUCUACCCCAAAAGCCCACAGUCAAAGGAUCUGAUCAAGGAGGCCAUCUUGGACAAUGACUUCAUGAAGAACCUGGAACUGUCGCAGAUCCAGGAGAUCGUGGACUGCAUGUACCCUGUGGAAUAUGGAAAAGACAGCUGUAUUAUUAAAGAAGGCGAUGUGGGCUCACUGGUGUACGUCAUGGAAGAUGGAAAGGUGGAGGUGACGAAGGAGAGCCUGAAGCUCUGCACCAUGGGGCCGGGAAAGGUGUUUGGAGAGCUGGCUAUUCUCUACAACUGCACCAGGACAGCCACUGUCAAGACUCUAACAAAUGUGAAGCUGUGGGCCAUUGACCGGCAAUGUUUUCAGACGAUCAUGAUGAGGACGGGUCUCAUCAAGCACACAGAGUAUAUGGAGUUUCUGAAAAGCGUUCCCACAUUUCACGACCUGCAGGAAGAUAUCCUGAGCAAGCUUGCCGAUGUCCUUGAGGAGACACAUUAUGAAGAUGGAGAGUACAUCAUUAGACAGGGGGCCAGAGGAGACACCUUCUUCAUCAUCAGUAAAGGAAAGGUUAAUGUGACCAGGGAAGACGUGCCCAAUGGAGAACCUGUCUACCUGCGCAGCCUCGGAAAAGGAGACUGGUUUGGAGAGAAAGCACUGCAAGGGGAGGACAUCAGGACGGCCAACGUCAUUUCGGCAGAAGCAGUCACGUGUCUAGUCAUCGACAGAGAUUCAUUCAAGCAUCUGAUUGGAGGUUUGGAGGAUGUGUCCAGUAAAGGCCAUGAGGAUGCAGAUGCCAAAGCCAAGUAUGAAGCAGAGAAUGCGUUCUUCUUCAAUCUCAACCUGGCUGACUUCAACAUCAUUGACACGCUGGGGGUUGGUGGCUUUGGUCGCGUCGAGCUGGUUCAGCUCAAGAGUGACGAGAACAAAACCUUUGCCAUGAAGAUCCUGAAGAAGCGGCACAUUGUCGACACAAGACAGCAGGAGCACAUUCGCUCAGAGAAACUCAUCAUGCAGGAGGCCCACUCUGACUUCAUUGUUAGACUCUACAGAACAUUCAAGGACAGCAAGUACCUCUACAUGCUGAUGGAAGCUUGUUUAGGUGGAGAGCUGUGGACCAUUCUUAGAGACCGGGGUUCAUUUGAAGACUCAACCACCAGGUUUUACACAGCUUGCGUGGUUGAGGCAUUUGCCUACCUGCAUUCCAAAGGAAUCAUCUACAGAGACCUCAAACCAGAGAACCUUAUAUUGGACCACAGGGGCUAUGCCAAACUGGUUGACUUUGGCUUUGCCAAAAAGAUCGGGUUUGGGAAGAAGACGUGGACCUUCUGUGGGACGCCGGAGUAUGUAGCACCAGAGAUCAUUCUGAACAAGGGCCAUGACAUCUCAGCUGACUACUGGUCUCUAGGAAUCCUCAUGUUUGAGCUCUUAACUGGCAGCCCUCCAUUCUCUGGACCUGAUCCUAUGAAAACCUACAACAUCAUCCUGAGAGGCAUCGACAUGAUUGAAUUUCCAAAGAAAAUCACCAAAAAUGCUGCCAACCUAAUCAAAAAGCUAUGCAGGGAUAAUCCUUCUGAACGACUGGGAAACUUGAAAAACGGUGUCAAAGAUAUCCAAAAGCACAAAUGGUUUGAGGGCUUUAACUGGGAGGGCUUGAAGAAGGGGACACUGACGCCUCCUAUUAUUCCCAAUGUCACAUCAGCAGUUGACACAAGUAACUUCGACAGCUUCCCAGAGGACAAUGAGGACCCGCCUCCCGAUGAUAACUCCGGCUGGGACGUUGAUUUUUGAAGUCCGCUCCCCUUAAAAACCAAAAGGAACUCUUCUUUUGUUGGCUUGGAGGCCUUCAUGAGGACACAGCUGUGUUGUAAAAAAAAACUGCUUUUAAGAGUGCAUAUGGAAAAGAAGAUAAACAGAUGGAUGGCAAACCCUCUGGGUCACCGAUAUGCCUUUAUUUCACUGUGGCUCUGGAUCAAGCAUUUAUAAUGGGACUGCUGUAGCACUUCUUCAGUGUUGUCUUAAACUCGGCUCUAAAGGAAAAGGCAAAGAAAGUGCAGGGAUACACACAUAUACACACAAAAUACAACAGAGGCUGAUAAUGGAGCCAGGUUUUCCCAUGUAACAGGGAAAGAUGUUUAGUGGGUGGAUGAAUGUUUGACAGUCUGUCUACGUUUUGGUUCUAGGAUAAAUAAGAGUGUGAAAAUGUGAUGAUGGACUGCUCAAAAAGAGGGCAGGCUGAUGAUUGAUUUUUUUUUCUGUUUGUUUCUUCGCAAUAUUUGGUGAAAUAUUUGGUGGAGGGUAAAAGAUGUUACUGCAGAUGCUCCCUGGGUUUUGACACGCAGCCACUUGCUGCAAUCUCCGAUACUUUCCAGAGAUCUACACACUACAGUUUGUAGUAAAACUGGUAUCAAGUGCUCAAGACUAACCUGAAUGUCACUGAUUUUCUUCUUUAACAUUCACAGGGCAUACAGCAUGCACGGUACAUAGUAUAUGAAUUUACAAGAUACAUUCUCACACAUGAACACAACCAGGCUAAAAUCAAAUACUUAAUACACUUUAUGUAAGAUUAACCUACCUUGAAAAGCACAAACACUGUGCAUUCAGUGGAAAGAGACGUGACUCUUUAAGUGCCCUGCUUAAAAUUUAAUGAAUCACACACCGACACACAUGAAAUGUCAGCUAGUAUUUCCAUGAAGCAAUGUGUCAUUAUGCACUUAAGACCAUUAACUGAGAAAAUCAGCAGUUAUAGCUAAUUUUAAGCUUCGGUAGAUGAAGUCACACUCGUUUUUUUGUUCUUUAAAAUGCUUUUAAUCACGCAUAUGAAUGCUUCUCGACCUACGUACUUCUUCAUUUUGUUUUUAAAUCACCCAAAUGCCUCGUCCUCUGUUUGCUCCUGUAUAGUUCUGACAUAACUGUGAACAUGGUUUCAAUGUCUUUGGUGCUGUUAUUGAUAAAUUAUAAUAAGCGGUGGUGAGAUGACAGUACCGGUUAUUGUUUUUGUAUAGUGAUUUUUUUGUGCUUGAUUACUUUGUAAAGUACUUGACUUCCUUCUUUAGAAAAUUGGAGACUUGUGUCAACUUGUAAACUUGAGUGACGAUUUGUUUGAUAUCACUUGACACCCCGUUACAUUGUGCUAAGUGAUAUUCUCAAGGUUUUUAAACAGGUUUAAACAAUGUUAAGUUCAUCCAUAUGAAUUAACCAUCCACUUCUUUGGAGGCAAGAUUUACCACAUUCACAUCAUCUUAAGACUACCUUGACUUAAUAUCAUCUUAUGGAAUAUUAUUAUUAAAUUAUAUUUUAAUAUGUCUCCUGGAGACGGACGAAAGAAAAAAAAGGGGAUUACAUUUUAUGAAACUCACAACUUAGCACCAUGGUCUGUUACCCAGCUCCUCACUUCUCAUUUCCAAAAGUCAGAGCAUAAAAUCAGAAGAAAUGUAAGUGCCUUAAAUCAAUGGCAUACAAAAUUAACAUCACAAGUCCUUUUUGAUGCUGCAUGAACACAUAUACACCUCAAAAACGUAUGUGUCCUCUUAGAUGGCUGCUUCUCAUCUUUUCUUAUAUCUAAUAAAUACAUUAAUCACCGUGGAAAGAAAGUGUCUAGUCAUUUGAUGGCUGACAAAACUGUAUAUGAAUACAUUUCCUGCUUACCCCUUUGAUUUAUCUCACAAGAACAUUUACUGACAGUAAAACUAUACGAAUCUCCCACAUCUCAUAUGUCUGCAAUGACAUGCUUUUCUCUAAAUAUCUAAUAUGGGCUCAUUAAGUCAACCACAACUGGCCUGAUAUAACGUGAACAAUAAAUCAUAGCUCAGAGGGACCAUCCAUCACCUGAAACCUGAGCAUUUAGAGAUGGCAAGAAUGAUUUGCAGUUUUUGAACAUUUCACAAAUACGGAAACAAUAUUCUUGUUUGCAACUGUUGACAAUCUUUGAUGGUCUGAUAGCAUUGAUCAUAAUGCAUCAUCAUCCAAAUUUUCAUUUUAUUGUUUGGUUUGAAUAAAGCUGAACAGCUCAACUCAUAUUUCAUCCCAGGAAGCCAAACAGACUGACACACUGACAUUUAUAUCAUAUAAAUCAUUGAAUAAUGUUGCUGGAGGGAUACAAAUAAGAAGAAAUCUUACUUCUGUAGGCAUACCAUAAGUAUUUUACUGUAUUAAGGGCAGGUUAUGUUUAUCACAAAGCCUUAUGUAUGCCAUCACUUUACAAACCACUGGUUUUGAGUCUUAUAUUGACCGCCUUCUGCAAUGUUACCUGAUAUUUGCCUUGUGUUAUGCUGUUUAUUCUGCUGUAAAUUGAUUUUGCAGAGUGCCACGUGUAAGAUUUUUAAAAUUAUAGAGU
Molecule: messenger RNA, 4929 nt
Organism: Morone saxatilis (striped sea-bass)
Lineage: Eukaryota; Metazoa; Chordata; Actinopteri; Moronidae
Product: cGMP-dependent protein kinase 1
Exons: 18
Coding region: 237-2384 (715 amino acids)
Biological process (GO): protein phosphorylation
Molecular function (GO): cGMP-dependent protein kinase activity; ATP binding
Source: RefSeq, a predicted model, not a curated record